CGUGAAGUUAAGGCGAAGGAGCGUUUACCAUUGAAUAUGAGUUUAUGACCCCACACAUACAAACCCAUACUUGAUUUAUACCCCUACCACCUCAAUCUACAUCUAAACACACACACAUGAUGUUUCCGGUGCCGGAGUUCGGAGAACCAGUUUCUACACCUCCUAAACUCUCUCUCUUUUCACUACCAACCAAACCAAGUACUCUGCAGGAUGGUCCAACGCCGCCACCCAACACGGUGGCCACCAUCCCAUUCUUGUGGGAGGAAGCACCAGGAAAACCAAGACGACCCACCUCCACCGAUGAUCCACCAAAGUCUAAAACAGUCAGGUCUUUAGACCUCCCUCCAAGGCUAACCACCACCGUGGGUACUGCUACUAGCAACGUAACCAACAGUAGUGGUGGAAUAGAGAUUAUACCAUCACCGACCACCGUAUUGGGUGGACCUUAUGAAUGCGUGUACACUUUUAAUAAAUCAAUGUUGGGGUCGCCGGAGAAGGUGGUGGGUUGUAGUAAUUACAGCGGUAGGAGUAAAGGUAAGAUCACGAUGCCUUUGAGGAAUUUAAUGAGGAAAGAGAAGUCGCCAGUAAAGUUGAUCAGUUCAUGGAGGUGGGAUAGUUUCAGGGAUAUUGGAGUUGACAAAGGGGACAGGUCGCCAGCGGUCAAGUUUUGCUCAUGGAGGUGGGAUAGUUUCAGAGAUAUGGGUGGCGGUGGCAAAAGCGGUGGUAGCAGCUGCAGAAGUGUAGGUGGAAGUGGUUCUCUGUCUUCUUCAUUUGAUGACUUUCAAAAGUCUCUUGAUUCCAAUAGUAAGAUCACAAAAGUUACAAGGAAGAACAGCUUCACGUUCCUCAAUCGUAGUUCUUCUGGGUUUUUGGCAGGCAUGUAUGGGACCUUCAAACAGGCAAUGCAAAGGAAAUCACGAAGAUAAGCCUUUAUAAUUCACAUUAUCAUCAUCAAUAGCAUGAUAUAAUUAAUUAUCAAGAAUGAGUUAUUAUUUGAUGGGUACUUACAUAUAAGUGUGUAGAAGUAUAGGUGCAAGGUUAGUUAUAUAUUAAAAUGCUUGUUAUUUGUGCUCGUAAAUUCUGAUAAACGAUAAACACUAUAAAAAGUUG
Molecule: messenger RNA, 1110 nt
Organism: Lactuca saligna
Lineage: Eukaryota; Viridiplantae; Streptophyta; Magnoliopsida; Asterales; Asteraceae
Source: the annotation of a GenBank genome assembly